Colletotrichum aenigma is the source of this 1494-nucleotide messenger RNA. RefSeq names its product Cell division control protein 45-like protein. NCBI's taxonomy places the organism in Eukaryota, Fungi, Ascomycota, Sordariomycetes, Glomerellales, Glomerellaceae. Gene Ontology annotation, molecular function: DNA replication origin binding; chromatin binding; single-stranded DNA binding. Gene Ontology annotation, biological process: mitotic DNA replication preinitiation complex assembly; DNA replication initiation; double-strand break repair via break-induced replication. The record is from RefSeq and is a predicted model, not a curated record. Bases 1 to 1494 code for a protein of 497 amino acids. The transcript has 2 exons. Gene Ontology annotation, cellular component: DNA replication preinitiation complex.
AUGGAGCUCUAUGGCAGGUCGUCUGCAGGCAUUGCGGUCCCAGUCCGCAACUCAGACCGUGGGCAGGGUAACGGCUGGAUGGGAGUUCGUGGCGCUCGCAUCCGCCAACUUCUCAGAGAUGAGGUUCGCCGUUUGAAUCCUCCGGAUGUCAAUAGCUCCCGUACGUCGGCCGAAAACUCCGGUAUCAUUCCGACUACUGCCCGGAGCCCGGAGGACACGAGCAUCAGGCUAUCUCCAGAACCCAAAUUCCUUCUCAUUAGACAUUGGAGUCUUUACGACAGCAUGCUCCAUUCGCCCUACCUAUUUGCCCGUCUAAAGACGUGGAGUGAGACUGGCUUAAAACGGCUGCACAAGCUGUUGGCCAAGAUGGGCGUGAGCCUUGUCCAAUGCAAACAGAGCUACACCCACAUGGAUAUGAUGCUCAAACGUGAGCUUCGAGCCAAGCUCCUAAAAUACGCUUCUCUCUACAACUUGGAUGACAUGGUCCCUGCGGUAGACACCGAUGGCAAAGACCGCGCUGGCGCCAAGGAUGGCUGGGGUUUCGUUCGAAGUUGGGGUUGGCGAGCUACACUGAGCGCACAGGAUGUUGGUGUUGUCAUCGGCGCUCUGCUAGAAGUCGGCAAACAUGCAGAUGGCACGGAGCUGGCUCAUCCAAUCAAAGAUUCUCAAAUCGAGGAAGGCAAUGACGAAGAUAUUGUCAACGCACAGAGCGAAGAGUGGGUUAGCCGGUUCUGGGAAGCGUAUGAUGCCCUCGAAAACAUCGAUGAUCUCAAGUCGGGGUUGCCGACUGCCCAAUUUCUACACCGCGCCAUUUAUCGCACUGGCACUUCGCUCAUAAAUAAGAAACAAAUCAAGCAUCUGCGGGCGUUCCGCAUGUGUGUGGUCAAGGAGGGUCCUGACGUUCCCGUUUUUGGUCAUCCAGCUGCCCUUACCAAGCUAGCCCUCUGGAUCGGUGAGGCUCUUGUGGAGCAGGAGAAGGAUGCUACAGGUCGCCUCUCUCAUGGCGGCCGCGGUACUCCCCUAGUUGUCGCUAGUCUGAACGACAAACGCGGCGUGUACCUCGUUGUCGGAACAGGCGGCGGCGGUGGGCCGGACUCGACCUUUCUCGACCGUGAGGCGGCAAAGAAACGAAAGGCAGCCAAGGACGAAAGGGCCAAACGAAAGGAGGAUUCUCGGCGAAACCAGGAAAAGAUUCGCGAAGAAAAAAAAGCUGCUCGCCGAGCGGCAGGGCAGGAUGAUGAGGACGAUGAUGAGCUCGAUACCGAAUCAGAGGCAUCAGACGGGUCCGAUUCGGACGAGGCCGAGGACGAGGACGGGCCCGCUAGAGACAGGGGAUACGGCUUGAACCGAUUCGGCUCCGCGUUUCAGGAAGUUGUCGCGGAGACCAACGCUCGGGUUCGAAUUGACAGCUUUGAGCAUUGCGUGGUGGAGGUCAAGAAGGAGGAUCUAGGGGCAUUCUUGGAAAGUCUAAGCAUGAAAGCCGUAGUUGGUUAA